Molecule: messenger RNA, 2394 nt
Organism: Zea mays
Lineage: Eukaryota; Viridiplantae; Streptophyta; Magnoliopsida; Poales; Poaceae
Product: smr domain containing protein
Exons: 6
Coding region: 591-2177 (528 amino acids)
Source: RefSeq, a predicted model, not a curated record
CGCGUGCAUAUUCGUAUCGGCCGACGCCCAUCCGAUCGCCAGGUGCGCGUGCGCCCGUGCUGGACCCGGAUCCCGAGGCUGGCCGCCACCCACCGCGCCGCACCCUUCCCCUCGACGCCACCGCGCCCUACACUGGCCGCGCGGGCCCCACCCGGCCACCCCCCGCCGCGUCGGGUCAAACUCCACCACCCCAUCUCCCUCACCUCACCUCGCCUUCACCUCAGCUCACGGCCUCACCCGUCCACCCACCCACCCGCCUCGCCUCCAUCCACAGCGACCACGCCCAUCUUCGCUCUGUCCGCUCACCCCCACCUCUCCGCCCCCGUCUCCGUCCGCACCCGUCCGCCUCCGACUUCCCCGUGGCCCAGCCGGAUCCGGAGCCGAACUCGACCUUGUUCAGGAAGGAGAGCCCGAACCGCGGCGGGCGGGAGGGCUCUUUUUAGCUUGCCCCGCCUGAGGCCAGCCGCCCCAUGGGCCAGUCGCCUGAGCGCGCUACGUAUCAGCUCAUCGACCGGCGGGAAGGGCUUGGGUAAAUCAUUAUUGAAAGCAUCUCCCUUUUACAUGUAACCUUGCAUACAAUAUCUGUUAAGAUGAGUUCACUAAAUAAAGUUGUUUCAAAUAGUGGAGAUGCAUGUUCAGUCUUAGCUAGUAAAGUCACAUCAUUAAAUCCCAAUGCAGCGGAGUUUGUACCGUCAUUUGUUAAACCAUCUUUUGGAAAUGGUACAGUUCUAGAUAAGUCAGAUUUCAGGGGUUCUUCUGGAAAAACAAUUCUAGAUAGGCCUGAGCCAUCAAAGUCUAAUAACUCAGAUGAUGAGGCACACCAGUUUUGGCAUAAGCAGCUUCCGGAUGACAUUAUUCCAGACUUCACUUCUUUUGAGAAAGUUGAACAAGGGCCUGAACUGUCCCUUGCUGGAUUAUCCUUGAAUGCACCCCCCUUUUAUGGGACAACUUCCAGUCGCUUCUCAAGAGAAUAUCACGAAUUAUCUUCUCCAGUUACCAAGGGCCUGGAACUGGAACUAGAACAUACUAAUAUGCUAUAUGAAGAUAAAAGCAACUGGGAGCAAAAUUAUAUUGGUGAUCUUCAUAUUGCUAAUGGAAACCAGGACCUUCAUUAUGAUUCUGAAUCUGGUGUAAGCUUUUCUGAUAGCUUUGCUAGUGAGUAUGUUGCCCCAUCAGAUGGCCUUUUUGCUCCCCUGGAGUACUUGGCAUCUCAGUUCCCUGGAUUUUCAGCAGAGAGCCUUGCAGAGCUUUACUACGCAAAUGGGUGUGAUUUCAACCAUACUAUUGAAAUCCUCACCCAGCUAGAGAUGCAAGUUGAUGCUACACCCAAUCACACACUGAAUCUGCCCCACAGCACACCGAACUUCAGCACUGGGGAUUUCCCUGCACUUCCAACAGCUGAGGACCAAAAUGGUUUCAAUCAGGGUAAUGUGGAUGUACUUGGCAUGUUCAAUGGGCGCAGUUCAUCUGCGAUGCCUACUGGAGCUGGUGAUUUUGUUUCAGCCGUUCGCAAACUUGCAUCGCAGAACUCUGGCCAGUGGAAGUUUAAAAAAGGUCCUGAGUAUGGUAAUGGCAUUUCAGCUCUUUCUGUACCCAAGCAGUACAGUUCUAGCACUAAACAAUCGUCUGGGAACAAGUUUCAAAGCAUCAGCAGUGGAAGAGUUGCCCCAUGGCUUGAGACUGGUGAUGCAGUGGCAAGUAUGUACUCAGAAUCAAGGGGAGAGGCUCGUGAUUUUGCUAGGGUCCGGAAUACCUGCUUUGAGCAGGCUAGACAGGCUUACUUGGUUGGCAACAAGGCUCUUGCGAAGGAGCUCAGCAUGAAGGGGCAGGCCUACAAUGUGCAAAUGAAAGCGGCUCAUGAGAAAGCUAGAGAAGCUAUUUACCGACAAAGGAAUCCUGUUUCUUCCCAACGUGGGGGUGGUGACCACCUGAUUGAUUUACAUGGCCUGCAUGUGAACGAAGCAAUCCACAUCCUGAAGGGUGAGCUCACCGCCUUGAAGAGCGCGGCGAGGGCAGCAGGGGAGAGGAUGCAAGUCAUGGUUUGCGUUGGAACAGGCCACCACACCAAGGGCUCUCGCACUGCGAGGUUGCCCAUCGCUGUGGAGCAGUUCCUGCUGGAUGAAGGCCUCCAGUACACGCAGCCUCAGGCGGGUCUGCUCCGAGUGAUGGUGUACUAACAUCUCUUAGGUGAGACAUCACGGUGAGGAAAAAAACUCCAAAAAAAGAGAAAAGAGAUGUACGAAAACGCAGGAAAAAAAAGCGUCGUUGGAGCACGCACUGUUAUUCCGUGUAGCUGUAUAUUAAAAGAGGCAGCAGGAGAAUAGCCUGACAACAGGAUACAGUGUAAAAUUAUACGUAGCUUCCUUCAUUCAAUUCACAUUCCUUUUCCAUCCA